Messenger RNA from Cololabis saira (Pacific saury), 4360 nucleotides. It is a transcript of the gene tarbp2, whose product is annotated as TAR (HIV) RNA binding protein 2. Gene Ontology annotation, molecular function: double-stranded RNA binding; siRNA binding; pre-miRNA binding. The record is from RefSeq and is a predicted model, not a curated record. Gene Ontology annotation, biological process: regulation of siRNA processing; regulation of viral transcription; regulation of miRNA processing. NCBI's taxonomy places the organism in Eukaryota, Metazoa, Chordata, Actinopteri, Beloniformes, Belonidae. Bases 275 to 1249 code for a protein of 324 amino acids. Gene Ontology annotation, cellular component: RISC-loading complex. The transcript has 8 exons.
UGUGUGGCGGAGGGGCUUCUCUUUGGGGCUUCUGCGCUGGAAUCACAUCAACUGUUUGGGGCGAUAAACCAUUCUAAUGAACGCAAGCGUUUGUUCUGGUGGGGGGAAUUCGCCAUCCGACACCGAAGGGUUCUGUCUGUGUGAAAUAGGGAAUGAACGACGAGACAGCAUCGGACAGCUGGAAAAGAAACUCCGGGUGCUCCAGAACGCCAAAACUAUAUGACCCAAUUUAUCACAAGUCGACCCAAUUUACUGUAAAAUAAGUAUUGAGCAAAUGCUGGCUGUGAAUCCCGGAAAGACGCCCAUCAGUCUACUGCAGGAAUAUGGAACGCGGAUAGGCAAAACCCCAGUGUACGACCUGCUGAAGGCCGAGGGACAGGCCCAUCAGCCCAACUUCACGUUCCGCGUCUCCGUCGGAGAGAUCAACUGCACCGGCCAAGGGCCCAGCAAGAAAGCGGCCAAGCACAAAGCAGCUGAGGCUGCUCUGAAAAUGCUCAAAGGAGGCCUCGGCGGUCCAGCUGGAGUCAGUAUUGCAACGGACGGGUUUAUUGCGGUUGAUGUAUCAAUUGAAGGAGACAGCUCCCAGUCAGAGAUGAAGACGUCAAGCAGUUCUCAGCAGUCUGAAUGUAACCCAGUAGGGGCUUUGCAGGAGUUGGUUGUGCAGAAAGGAUGGCGCUUACCAGAGUACACAGUCACCCAGGAGUCUGGUCCAGCACAUCGCAAAGAGUUCACCAUGACCUGCAGAGUUGAGAGAUUUGUAGAAAUUGGAAGUGGGACAUCUAAGAAGUUAGCCAAGAGAAAUGCAGCAGCUAAGAUGUUAUCACGAAUACAUGAUGUGCCAGUAGACCUGAGGAGCAGCAAUGAAGCCGACGCAGAAGACGAUACAUUUAACAUGCACAUGGGAAGCAGAGCGGAGUCGGGCAAAAGUAAAGGCUACAGCUGUACGUGGGACUCCCUGCGCAACUCUGCUGGAGAGAAAAUCCUCCAGCUCCGCAGCCACCCCCUGGGAAUGCCCUCUGACUCCAACUUCUGCGCGUUGCUGAGCGACCUGUCUCUGGAGCAGCGCUUUGACGUCAGUUACCUGGAUUUAGAGGAGCGCAGCCUCAGCGGCCUGUGUCAGUGUCUGGUAGAGCUGUCCACUCAGCCAAUCACAGUGUGCCACGGCUUUGCUGCAAACCUAGAUGCUGCCCGAGCCAACGCAGCUCACAACGCACUUCAGUACCUCAAAAUUAUGGCAGGAGGGAAGUAAGGGGGCCCUGUCGAUUUUCCUUGCAGACUUGAACACACCACUACACAGUGCCAUUAUGCAUUUCCUGUUUGGACAACGGAGGUAUUUUUGUGAAGAACCCAACAAAUAUAAACAACCGUAGAUUUAAAAAAAAAGAGAGAAUUAUCUUCUUUUUUUUUCCCCAGUCUCAUUGAUAUCCGAUAGGUGCCAGUAAAGAUUUGAUUGUCUAAAAAAGAAAAAAUCAUCAAUUUCUCAGCUUGCAUAUUUGUCACAAAUUGUUUUAAAAUGUAUUUUCCACAAUUUUUACAUUUAGUCUUUAUGUCAUCCACUGUAGUUUAUUAAAUAUAACUUUUAAAGAGUAUAUCUUUCAAAUUAGAAACUGUGCCCUUUUGAGGAGUUCGGCCUCACGAUUGACUUGAACCACCCAGAGACUCUUAUGAAUCAGGUGUUGGAAUCACUAUUCUAUUUAUUUGUUGGUAGUUUAAAAAAAAUCCCACUUUUAAUGGAUGGAUGUAAAAACAAAACAAACAAAAAAAACCUUCAGUUGUGUUAUUAUGUAGAGAGAGGGUUUAUUUCAAAGGCCGCCCCUUUAAUAAAUGAGUUUGCAUGAGUGUCAGCAAACAAGACUUUAGUGGUAUUUUAAUGUGAACUCCACAGGCUUAACUGUUUGUUGCUGUCAUGCUCUUAAUGUUUAGCCACGCUAUCUUCCAGGUCAUGAAGUGAAAUUAGGUGUAUUAUUUUUGGAAACGCUUAAUUUGAAUUGCCUUGUCCAGUUUCUUUACAGUGUCAUGGUUAUCUCUAUUUUAGAUAGCACACUUUGCAUUAGGAGCUUUGUAAAUGUAUUUGUUUGAGCAGUUUAUGCAUUUAUGACCAUCUCAAACAGGAAGAACUGCAGCGGGUUUUAAGAUGAAGCUUUGUCUUGUUAUAAUCAUUAAACAUAUUCAAACCUUCUAUUUAGCUGGCAUAUGACAGACCCGAAGAAUAAAGCUACCACAUGUUAUAAUGUGGAGUUUAAAUAUUACCUCAAGAAUUUUGUGUGUCGAACCCCCAGCAUAAUUAUAUCCUUGUGUUUUCCAUUUUGUUCUCUGUACCUUUUCUGAUUGUGACUUGCAUUGAAAUAUGAACAAAUGAUGAGGAUUUUCCAGUUUGUAUCCUUUGCAUACCUGUUGUGUCUAAGAUUUCUCUACAACUGACUCUGGAGGGGAGGUGGGGAAAGAGGGGGUUGCACUCGAGGGCAACAAGUGGCAUAUCUGUGGGAUGUAACAAAACGCUUAUUCUCAGAAAAGGCUGUUGCCCAAGUCUUUUUUUUUUUUCUUUUUUUUUUUAAAAGUGAUUCUUAAAAUAAGGAAGUUAACUGCCAUUUUUUAACUUUAGGUGCUGAAACCACUGGUGUUAAUGCAGAGAAUACAUAUAAGGGAUCUCUUCGUGGUCGCAGGACAAAAUGUUAAAAAAAAGAAACAUGUUAAGGAAAUAUGAGCUACAAUAGAAUUUGUAGCUUUCCGUUUUAUUGUUGUUAAGUUUCACCUUAUUAAAUUACUGCUCUAUUACAAUACAGUCCACACUGUGUUUCAAUCAGAACUUUUACUUCUUCAUGAAAUUCUGCUCACGUCUUAAGACAUUUCAACCACUUGAAGAUGGGAGUAAAAGCCAGCGCUUGAUCCAUGUCUCAAAUGCUUAGAUGACCGAGCUCAAGUGUUCAGGGGCAGGAAACUGUUCAGAUGCACAAUGUUGCAAGCAUUGGUCCUAUCAUCCUUCCCUUAUCUGCUCCGUCUGUGGUUAGGGCGUGACUUCUUCAUCUGCGUAGCCGCUGCUGUCAGACUGCAUGCUGUCUCCCCGAGCCACUUCACCUACACAAACACAUAAAUGCAAUCAGUUGUUCUCAGUGAUUACGUUUACAUGCAGUCAAAAUUCUGGUUAUUACUAAUAUUCCGGUUACUGAAACAUUCGGAAUAUUCCGUUUACAUGCGUGAGCAAACAGGGUUAUCCUUUUAUACAUGGUAAUUAAUCAUUUGGGAUAUCUGGAUCAAACCAGUGACGCACGGAGAACGUGAUGACGCAAUUACCGUCAUUUCCGCUUCUUCUUCCUGUAUCCAAAUUCAAAACAAAUGCUGCUUUGCGCAACUUUUCGCUCACCUUCUUGUAAAUCUGGCUAUCCAUGUACUUUCUACCGUCUACAAAUGCCAAAAUGUUCAUAUCCUUCAUUACAUUUAUGAAGUGAUUAGUCUCCUCACUCCAAAAGUGUGGCGUGGUCUUGCGUUUCGCUGUGUUUUAGAAGAACUUCCUGGACUCAAAAGACCAGGAUUCCUUGCGAACAGACCAUGCGCAGAAAAUAAAUUCCUGUUCCGUUUGAUCGGGAUAUUCCGUUUGGCGUUUACAUGACCCAAUAUUCGGGUUUUAAAAGGAGUAACCCAGGGGUCAUAUUCGGGUUUUUAAAAACCGGAAUAUGAGCAAAUUCGGAUUAUUCAAAGCGGUUAUUAUAUUAUUGGUGUUUACAUGGGCGUGCAAAUUCGGGUUAUUACCAAUAUUCAGGUUUUAAAAGGGUUAUUGAGUGCAUGUAAACGCAGUCAAUGUGCUGCAAACUCCAACACGUAAGCAGCUGCAGUCUGACCUAAAUUGGCAAAGAGCAACAUCAUUUUCCCUCUCAUGAAAACACCUGCACAGUGACCUGUAUGUCAGAGAGCACCCCGCUCACGGUAACUCGCAUACAUAAGUUCGUCUGAUUUACUGAGUUUCCCAUGAUUCGUGUACAAAGAAAGAAAUACAAAAGAAACUUUGUGCAAACUAAGCUAAAACAAGGGCAGCUGUUACCGUGUUAACUGAUAACAUCCUUCACACCUUUAUAGCUUUAUGAACGGCAAAUUGCCCUCAAGCCUAAAACAAAGUUACAUUCCUGUGAAAUGUGAUAAUGCAAAAGGAGAUUUAAGAUAAACAAAUAAAAUAUGUACAUUCAUUACAUUUGUAUUGGCGUUUCUUGGACUUGGGUGAUGUGAGUGUUCCCGUUGUUCUCUGUUGCCCAAAGUCUUCCUCUCCUGCACUGUGAACCUGUAGAAAUAGAUGGUAGAAGUAUGUGUUAAUUAUUACUUCUCUGCUUCAACAACUAGGAAAAUAAUAUAAACCAUUGAAGCUGAACAA